AUGCUGAUAAGCCGAGCUGUGUGCAAUCGAUCAUCAAUUAUUAGUCGAAAGAUCCUCGUCUUGGCUUUAGUAGCCAUCGCCGCCUGCUCUCUGGACGUCAUUCCCCACUACAGCCAUCAUGGCUAUGGACAUGGAAUCAGCAGCAGAUACUUCAGAAAGGCACAAGGACAUGGAUAUGGAGGAUACGGAUUAGGAUAUGGCGGAUAUGGUCUCGGGUAUGGAGGCUAUGGAGGUUAUGGAUAUGGCGGUCUAGGAGGCUAUGGAGGAUACGGAUACGGUGGUCUUGGAGGAUAUGGAAGUUUUGGAUACGGAUAUAAUGCCUACUUGUAG
Messenger RNA from Argiope bruennichi, 330 nucleotides. RefSeq names its product neuropeptide-like protein 30. Bases 1 to 330 code for a protein of 109 amino acids. The record is from RefSeq and is a predicted model, not a curated record. The transcript has 2 exons. Lineage: Eukaryota; Metazoa; Arthropoda; Arachnida; Araneae; Araneidae.